CUACAAUUUAUGUUACCUCCCACACCCAAAAAAUUAUCUUUCAUGGUUUCAUAGCCAAUUUUUCUUCCUCCUCUUAUAGCUUUCAUCUUCUUAAAUUUUUUGAUUUUGAUAUGGUCGUACAAGGUGAAGAUCAAAGUGUAGCUAGUUCGAGAUGGACGUCGGAAAGAAGACGUUUAAUUGUGCAAGUCUUGGAAAUUUGUUAGCCAAAAUCCAAUUUCGGGCAAAGAUCGAAAGAAACCCAAUCUAUGGGAGAACGUUUGGCAACAGUAUGCCGCAAAUUGGAAUGGAUGUGUCCGAUCAAGUUCUGCUUUUUUGGGGAGGUGGAAAAUUCUGAAGUUCAAACUCUAUGAGUGGCAUUAUGCAAGAGUAGUUCGAAUGCGGUUGAUGAGUUCAAUAAAGCACAAAAAUUAUGGCAUGACGGGAUAAAGAAAACGGGGAAGUCAAAAGGUUUGAUUUUUAGAGUUUAGAUUGCUACCAAGUAGUGAUGGGCUUCGCAUAAUUUAGGGACAUCCCUAGCCAUACCGUCUCGACUGGAGGAAUCCAACAUUAGCAGGAGAAGGUCAACAGAUGCAAACACAACCAUCUGUUGACGAUUCUCAUGUCAAUUUGGACAAAGAUGUAGAUGAGGUAACUGCUGAUGUAACUCCAAAUCAUUUGAUGAGGCAUCAAGGAAGGAAGGCUAUGAAAGAAGCUAUUCAAAGAAAAGGAAAGACCAAGGAUCCUAAUCCUAAUCCUCAUUUGACAUUCGCUGCGGAGAUUAUGGCGACCAACCAAAAAGAACUGUCGGCUAAGGAAAAACGCGAUGAGGAAUUUGUUCGACAUCGGCAAGACCAACAACUAGAGUAUAUACGCUUGCAAAUAGAUAUACGAAACGAGGCAUUUAAAAUUCAAGAGAGGGAAUACCGAAUUAUGGAGAGGGAAGACCGAAUUAGGGAGAGGGAAGACCGAAUUAUGCAGAUGGAUACAAGUAAAAUGACACCAACCAAAAAGAAAUAUUGGCAAAGAAAGCAAAAGAAGAUAGCGGAGAGAGAAGAUGAUGGUAGCGGUGGGUCAAACUUUCAAACACAUUUUCUUAGUGGAUACCCACAACCACAUUUCACCGGUGGUUACUAUCCACAGCCACCUUUUGCCGGUGCAUUCACACAAUCACCUUUAACCGGUAGACUCCAACAACCACAUUUCACCGGUGGUUACUAUCCACAGCCACAUUUCGUCGGUGCAUUCCCACAGCCACCUUUAACCGGUGGAUUCCCACCACCAACUUUGAUCGGUGGUUACUAUCCGCAACCACCUUUCCUUCCUCAACCCCACCUUUCACAUUUCUCUACGGAUGAAUCCACCAACCUGAACCCAAAUGAUGAGCAUUCGAGCACAAAUUGAAUUUCUAAUGACGAUGAUGAUUAAGAUAAUUAGGGAGUUAUGUAUUUCAAAUAAUUCUAUUGUUCUUAUUCCUAUGCCUGGCUUGGUAAUUUUGUAAUAUAAGUGUCAUGAAAUAAAAAUUUUAUUUGAAUAA
This is a messenger RNA of Rosa rugosa (rugosa rose), 1513 nucleotides long. RefSeq lists its product as uncharacterized. Bases 568 to 1380 code for a protein of 270 amino acids. The transcript is spliced from 2 exons. Lineage: Eukaryota; Viridiplantae; Streptophyta; Magnoliopsida; Rosales; Rosaceae. The record is from RefSeq and is a predicted model, not a curated record.